Molecule: messenger RNA, 720 nt
Organism: Polyodon spathula (Mississippi paddlefish)
Lineage: Eukaryota; Metazoa; Chordata; Actinopteri; Acipenseriformes; Polyodontidae
Gene: isoc2
Product: isochorismatase domain containing 2
Exons: 7
Coding region: 109-720 (203 amino acids)
Cellular component (GO): cytoplasm
Source: RefSeq, a predicted model, not a curated record
CGGUGUUUAUUGGCUGCUGUGCUUGAUAGCCUCGCCUUCGUUUGACCCACUGCGAGGAGGACUGUGAGUGAAAGUCACGGGUGUGAGCAGAGUGAAAACUCGGUCUCGAUGUCUCGCGGUCGUCUGUCUCCUCAGGGGACUAUCCUCCUGCUCUGUGACAUGCAGGAGAAAUUCCGUCCACAUAUCAUCCACUUCGGGGACAUUGUGUCCAAUGCAGCCAGACUCCUACAGGCCUCUCGUAUUCUAGGGGUCCCUGCUAUUGUCUCAGAGCAGUACCCCAGUGGUCUGGGCCCAACGGUUCCUGAGUUGGGGGCACAGGGGGUCCGUACUUUCUCCAAGACGUCAUUCUCAAUGCUGACCCCCGAGGUCCAGGCUGCUCUGGGAGAGAGGGGGGCCGGGGGCGGAGCCAGAGCUGUGCUGCUCUGCGGGAUCGAGGCUCAGGCCUGCAUCACGUGCACCGCGCUGGAUCUGCUGGACAGGGGGCUGGAAGUGCAUCUCAUAGCCGACGCUGUGUCAUCAAGGAGUCAGACAGAGCGGCUUCUCUCUCUCUCUCGUCUCAGACAGAGCGGGGUGUUUCUCAACACAGUCGAGGGGGUCAUUCUGCAGCUGGUGCAGGAUGCAGCGCACCCCAAAUUCAAACAGCUGCAGAAGCUCCUGACUCACCCCUCCCCCGACACCGGCCCCUGGGGUCAUUACCCCCCAGCAGCACAGGACCCCUAA